AUGUCUCGCUUCGUGCUGGCGGCGCGGCUGCACGGACAUUCGUCGGACGUGCGUGCUAUCGCCUCACACACUCUAUCGAAUGGGACACAGCUGAUUCUGUCAGGCUCGCGUGACCAGAGCGCUCGUCUUUGGGUGCGUCGACAUGACGGGACUCAUGACGUGCAUGUGCUCGACCAUGGCAGCGGGUUUGUGAAUGCCGUCGCCUUUUUCGUGCACGACACCGGGAUCUAUGCUUUGACAGCAGGGCAAGAUGCUCUCAUUUACGCUUACCACAUCGAUACCGACGGACCUGUGUCCGUAAGUGGCUCACCGACCCUCUCCCUGGUCGGACAUGCAUCCAAUGUGUGUUCACUGCGGACCCACAGCGCCUACAUCGUGAGCGGUAGUUGGGACUCGACGGUACGCGUAUGGAAAAACUGGGAAUGCGUCGCGACGCUGGCGGGGCACUCCCACUCGGUAUGGUCCGUACUCCCUAUCGAUGAGGACCGAAUCCUGUCCGCUUCGGCAGACAAGACGGUGUGCCUGUGGUCGAUCUCAUCGCCGAAAGAGCCGCUGUACGUGUUUGAAGGCGCAACUCAGGCAGUCCGCGAUAUCGCACGCGUGUCCGACACCGCCUUUGUGAGUGCCGGCAACGACGGCCAACUCCGUCUGUACCCGAUCCACGGCGGUGCGCCGUACAAGACGUUCGCAUCGCUUCCUGCCUUUGUGUAUGCCCUCGCACCACUCGCUGACGGUUUCGUGAGCAGCGGCGAGGAUCGGUGCGUGCGGGUGUGGGCGCAUGAUGCCCUCACGCAACUCGUGCCCGUACCGGCCUUGUCGGUGUGGUGUGUAUGCACACUGUCGAACGGGGAUAUGGCCUGUGGCGCGAGCGAUGGCACUGUGACCAUCUUCACUCGCGAUGCAGCUAGAGCGGCGCUUCUUCCAGAACAAGAAGCGUUUGCCGCGGAUAUUGCGACGCAGUCCCUGAGCGCGCCUGAAGUCCAGGGCGUGCGUGUGUGCGAGGAGCAUGAUACGACGCCCGGUGCCUCGGAAGGUGACGUGCUUGUGGUGCGCCAAGGCUCGAAGUCGACGCGGUACCAUUGGAGCACGCAUACGCAGCAGUGGAUCCCGACGGGCAUAGUAACAGAAGGCGCAUCGUCGUCUCAAAAGACACUGUUUGAGGGCAAGGCGUACGACUACGUGUUUGAUGUUGAUAUCGCAGAUGGUGUGCCGCCUCUCAAGCUGCCGUACAAUGUGACGGACAACGCCUAUGUCGCUGCCAGUCAGUUCUUGGAGCGUCAUCAACUGCCGGCCUCGUUCCUCGAUCAGGUCGUCCGCUUCCUCGAGAAAAACACGGGCGUGGUGGACGUAUCGACCACAGAGGCUGUGGAUCCGUACACAGGUACGUCUCGGUAUGUGCCGGCUCAGCCUGCGCCUCUCGCCACCCUGCCGCAGACGAGGUUCCUCUCGUUUACGCACGUCCAGCUGGCGUCGGCGCACGCGAAGAUGCUCGAACUCAGUCAGAGCGUGCCGGGUGCCACACUCUCUGACGACGACCAGGCGGCGGUGGCCGCCCUCGUAGCGGCCCUCGAGCAAGGCACAGGUGUCAUGCCGGUGGAUAUACUCGGCAAGCUCUUGCGCACCUGGCCCUUAGCAGCUCGAUUCCCGCUCCUCGACUUGCUUCGCGCAGCCGCCCUGCAUGCAUGCACACAGCCGUUGACGACGCUCGUGAGCGAUGCAUUGGUCGGCGCUGACUGGGACGGACUCGAUCAGGCGAGCGAUGUGCCCUCGGCACCGGCGAACGCCAUGCUCGCCCUGCGCACACUCGCGAAUGGAUUCGUGGCACCCCAAGGCCCUGCCACCAUGGCUUCACUGGCACUCGAGGCGCUGGCGACGCUGCAUCAGCCACCAUGGCAUGUACUCAACCGUGCGGGACACACGGCACUCGCGACCGUCGCCCUCAACUACUCGAUCCUCGCCGUCACACGGCCCACUUUUGAGCACGCCGCUCUGCUCCUCGAUAUCCUCACCGAUAUCCUACGGCACGCAUCCGAAAGUGAAAGUGUGUAUCGAGCGCUCGUGGCACUCGGCAACCUGGUACGUAUGUACAAUUAA
Malassezia restricta is the source of this 2094-nucleotide messenger RNA. Its product is annotated as phospholipase A2 activating protein. Gene Ontology annotation, biological process: proteasome-mediated ubiquitin-dependent protein catabolic process; ubiquitin recycling. Bases 1 to 2094 code for a protein of 697 amino acids. Gene Ontology annotation, molecular function: ubiquitin binding. Gene Ontology annotation, cellular component: nucleus; cytoplasm. The record is from RefSeq and is a predicted model, not a curated record. NCBI's taxonomy places the organism in Eukaryota, Fungi, Basidiomycota, Malasseziomycetes, Malasseziales, Malasseziaceae. The transcript is spliced from 2 exons.